AGCUGAGUUGUACGAUGGCAGAAGCAUGGAGAGGACGUAUCUCUGGGCUGCUCCUCGUUUUCUCGGUGUUGGGGAGUGUAGGAGCUAGUAUUUCGGAUUUACGGUUAUGUGCAGAUCCAGAGUGUAAAGAACGGAUAUCUAAAGCCAUCACAGUGAUUGGCUACCCAAGCAAAGAUGAGUACAUACUGUCCUUCCCUGUCAAUACAGAAGUUACUGUAUACAGUAAAGAAGCUGGUACAAACAAAGACCUUUGGGGAGUAGAGAUUAAAGGAAAGAGAGGGUAUGUGCCAAAAAGAUAUCUGCGAGAAACAAAAGUUUUUGUAAAGAAGCUGGAAUAUGAGGUGCCAACAGAACUAGGAGAAAAUGUGCCUAACCCCCAAGAUAAUAAGCAGGGUGAAGAACCGAAAUCUGAUAACUUGAAUUUACAGCAUGAAGUUGAACAGCAGAAUGGUGAGCAAGUUGCAGAUCAGGUGGCUGCAAGUGCUGAGGAUAUAGAGUUUCAACGUGUGACAAAAGGCUUAAGUCAGGAAGAUGGAGAAAAAAAAGAAAUACCAGAUGAAGUUUUUGGUAAAGAAGGGAAAAAUGAGGAAGCUGAAUCCCCCAGUGAGGAGUUACAAAAGGGAGAUGAAGAUAUAACAAAAGAAAAUUCCCCAACAGAUGAACCAGCAACGGAAGGUGGAGAAGGUGAAAAAAGUAAAUCUGAGGAAGUGGAGGAGGUGAAAGUGAAUGAACAAGUAGGUGAUGAUAAAGAACGGUCUGAAGAAGUGAAGGAUGAAGCUGUCGGUGAUGGUACUUCUGUUGAAAAAGACCAAAAAGCAGUGGAUCUUGAAGUAAAAUCAGAGAGUGUUGAAGGUACAGAUAAACAAAGUGCCUCAGAAAAUGCUUCCCUUGAGACUGAGUCGCAAGAACAUGCUAAAAGUGAAACUUUGUCUGAUGGAGAGCCAAAUCCUCUUGAAACUAGCUCUCAGAAUGGAGAUAUGCCUGCCCCAACUCCCACACCAUCGUCACCUGAUUAUGAAGUUAUUGAUGGCACUACAAUAUAUUUUGAUGACCCACCACCUGCUGAAGUUCCAUCAGUUAUGCUGGACUCGUCUGUUCAUCUUGACUCUUCUGCUGUUGUAAAUGAGGAAUAUUCAUCUGUACAAACACCUCCCAUCAUAAAAGAUACUUUCACAGUGACUGAUGUGAAUGUCAUCGAUGUAACUGAGCCGACAGUCACACAGAGCCCUGAUAGUGCAAUUUCUGAUCAACCAGAGCUGGAGAGUGAGACUGUAAUGCAUGAUUUAAAUCCAGAGUCUACAGCAAGUAAAACGCAGCUUUUCACAGAUCAAAGUGAUAUUAUUUUAGAUGAUUCUAAACCAGAUAUCAGCCCUACUUCAUCAUCAUGGAUUGCUCAGGCUGCAACUUCAGUGACUUCUUGGUUUGGUGAAUCAGGGGAAGUGCAAGAAAAUAAUGAUUUAGAGAAUGUGAAAAGUGAAGACAACAAUGGAGAUGCCGAGUUGCCAUUGCCUGAGUCAAAUGAAAAGGACCUGAAAGAUGAAGAUAAAUCGGACUUCAUGGUACCAAAACCUGAGUCGAUCAUAGAAGAAGUAGUUUCUCAGGAACCUGAAGCAGAAGAGGAAAGUACAGGUUUCUUUUCAUCUUGGUUUGGAAGUUCUGAAGAUACCAUUGAGGAGUCUGAUGCCCCAUCAACAGAAUCUGAUUUUAUGGAAUCUGACAGACCCUCUCAAGAUACAAGUGAUGUAAAGCUAAAUGUGGUUUCUGAGGAAGGAAGCCCAGUGGUGUCAGAACAAAUUACUGAUCCUGCUGUGUCUUCUGUGCCCUCCAAUGCUGAAAAUACCCUUGUAGAUCAGUAUACACCUCCUGCUUCUGAUGUAGAUGAUACAGCUUAUAAACCCCAUGCAGUACAAGGUGGCCCUCCCAUGGUAGAGUCCAGUCCUGAUGCCACAGUUGUGCCUAAUCCUCAGGCAUUCACAGAUGACCUUACUUCAACAGAUGACACCCUUACCCCUAGUGAUGCAUAUGAUAAUGCUGAAGAGGAUUCAGAUCAGAGUUCAGAAAAUGUGAAUGUUUCUGCAAGUGACAGUAGCAGUGAUGGUACUGGUGUUACUGGUGAGAGUGUGACUAACACUGACCUUAACAGUCAACCAACUGUAGAUACUGAAGCACAAAGUGUAGAAUCCCCUCUGUUGGUGUCCUCCGAAGUAGAAGAUAGUCCUUCAAGAGCUGAAGAUAGUCCUUCAGAGCUUGACGACGAGCAGGAAGAAUUAGGGCCCAGUACUGCACGGCCACUGUUUGCAGAGCCAACUCCUAGUUUAGACCCUGAGAACUUAGCACAUCUCGCAGAUAGUGAAACUGAAGCAAUGGAAAAAUUACAGGAGGACAGCUCUGAGGAGGGAUCUAUAGCAGAGAACUUCCUGAAAACAACUCAUGGCUUGUGGAAGACUUUAGCAGAAGCACUUCAGCUUCCAGAAGGACUGGCCUUUGGUGUGGAAGCAGAGGUUGCUGAUCCACAUAUGUCCUCAGGAGCACUUGUAUUCCUGGGCAUAGUUGUAUGCACCAUUAUUACUAUUUAUAUCGUCCAUCUGUUCAUGGUUAAAUUGUCCAGAGAGGCACCAAUGUUGGAGGCCUUGAACCGCAUUGAUCGCGAAAAUCGUUUGCUGAAUGAGGAAAACAAAUCGCUUCAUGAGCAAAUAUGUAAAGGACGUAAAGAGUUGGAGGAAGUGGCAUUCAGACUUUCCCACUCCAGUGGAGAUAUGACUGAACUAAACUCUGAACUUGAGCUUGUUAAGAGUAAUUACACUAGUGAUAAAGAACAGCUUGAGGAAAGGAUAAUGCAGCUGGAGCAUGAACUUGAAGAAGCCACAACAAAUGGUCUGGAGAUGCAUAAAAUGUUGUCAGAAAUGCUCUCAACCCAGAGUGAUGCAACAGCUUUUCAGGCAUCUGUUGACCACCUGCAGUCUAUGUUAGAUGGACAGCGGGAGAAAGUGGAGACUCUUACUUCUGAUUUGGCUUUGAAAACUCGACUGAAUGAAGAACUGCACACAGAACUUGCUGCUGCGAGAGAAAGGGCCAACAAACUGGAUUACCAGGUUGAACAGCUAACACACUCCUUGGAGGAGUUGACGGGGGCCAAGGCAGAAACAAUCCAGAAGCUACAGGAAGAGGCUAAUCUUGUUCAAGAAUUGAAGAAAACAAAUGAGAUGCUAACAGAACAAACAAGCAGCUCUGACUCCAAAUUGGAAACCCUGACUAAAGACCUUGAAGAACAGCGGGACACUAUCUCCAAGUUGAGGGAAGCUAUUGAAACAAAGGAGUCAGAAUUGCAG
This is a messenger RNA of Penaeus vannamei (Pacific white shrimp), 3329 nucleotides long. NCBI's taxonomy places the organism in Eukaryota, Metazoa, Arthropoda, Malacostraca, Decapoda, Penaeidae. The record is from RefSeq and is a predicted model, not a curated record.